AUGUCUGGUUGGAGACCUUUGAAAGUCGGCGUGAUCGGCGGCGGCAUCGGCGGCAUGUCGGCCGCCCUCGCUUUGCGUCGAGCAGGCCACGACGUGACCAUCUAUGAAAAGUCCGAUUUUGCCGGCGAAGUAGGCGCCUCGGUCUCGUGUGCAGCCAACGGAACUCGCUGGUUGCACGAGUGGGGAGUCGAUGUCGCCAAAGGCGACCCGGUCGUCUUGAAGAAGCUCAUCAACCGCGACUGGAAGACUGGAGAGCCCGUGAGUGUUUAUGACCUGGAAGACUACGAGAAGCGAUGGGGAUACGUAUACAACAUGUUCCACCGGCAAUAUAUGCACGCCAUGCUGAAGGACUCGGCGAUGGGCGAAGGCGACGGGAUCCCGGCGAAACUGGUUGUGAACCACCGCGUACGUGCCUCUGGUAACAACCGUCCAGAUCAUCUGCUGAUCGUACAACAGUGCCGCGAUAUUGAUCUGAACACGAACACGAUUACCUUUGAUAACGGAGUCACGGCACAACACGACCUUGUCGUCGGUGCAGACGGGAUUGGAUCCGCCGUGCGAGGCAUCCUGGGCAUUAAACCCGAGAAGAAGCCGUCCGAUUCCAGCUGCCUGCACGCCAACGUGGAUACCGACGAAGCAGUCAAGCUGGGCCUGGUCGACUAUUCCCAGGACAGCGCACUGGAGUACUGGGGUGGUCAGGAGGGCAAGUGGGAUAAGAUCGUGCUGUCACCCUGCAACGGCGGCAAGCUGCUGUCGUAUUACUGCUUCUUCCCUCGUGAACAGGGUGAUUACGCCACGCAGGCGUGGGGUGCCGAAGGUCGUCCGGUGGAGGAGCUGUUGAAGCCCUACCCCAACCUGGAUCCCCAGGUUCUCAAACAUCUCUCCAUCGGCAAGGAGAUCCAGCCCUGGCGUUUGUGGGUUCAUGAACCAUACCCAUACAUCCACAAGGGCAAUGUCUGCCUUCUGGGCGAUGCCGGGCACCCGAUGAUGCCUCACCAGAGCCAGGGAGCCUGCAUGGCCAUCGAAGAUGCCGCCGCACUGGGCAUUUUGUUCAAUAAAAAGUACUUCAACGGUGACGUCGCACAGUCCCUUGCAGUGUACGAGGAAGUUCGCCUUCCUCGGGCCACCCGCGUGCAGGCCGCUGCGGCCAAGGCAGCGUACAACAUCAACGAACGAAUCGGAUUCUCGGUCAACAAGGACACCGCCACGUACAAGGUCGAAGACCCGAAGAAGAUCCUAACGAUUGAAGAGAUGAAUGCAUAUGACAUGUACGGAGACGUCGAGGAGAAAUUGGCAGCCAAACGCGGCGAUCGAUACACGGGCAAAUUCAUCUGUGGGUUGCCCAUUGGUCUGGAAUUGCCCAGUGGCAUCACGAUCGGAGCAUCAGCAUGA
Penicillium cinerascens is the source of this 1392-nucleotide messenger RNA. RefSeq names its product FAD-dependent oxidoreductase. The record is from RefSeq and is a predicted model, not a curated record. The transcript is spliced from 3 exons. Gene Ontology annotation, molecular function: FAD binding; monooxygenase activity. The coding region runs from base 1 to 1392 and encodes 463 amino acids. NCBI's taxonomy places the organism in Eukaryota, Fungi, Ascomycota, Eurotiomycetes, Eurotiales, Aspergillaceae.